Messenger RNA from Prorocentrum cordatum, 2233 nucleotides. Lineage: Eukaryota; Dinophyceae; Prorocentrales; Prorocentraceae. The record is from the annotation of a GenBank genome assembly.
GCCACUUCUACGGCAGACGUUGGAGGACGCGCAGGCAGUCGAGGAGGCCGCCUACGAGAGGGAGGCGGCCAAGCUGGACCGCACUCAGCCCGCGGAGGAGAGGCAGGAGGCUCUCUGGACCGUCCGCGAUCUGGAGCGCUCGGUGUGGCCGCAGACGCACCUCAUGCUCGCGCUGUUCAGUGGAAAGAUCGACGGCGUUUGGCGACUUAUCAUUCCAUGGCAUGGCCCUUGCAGAAUCUGGGAGGCUUGGCAGUUCACCUCCAUCAGGUCUACGGAGAUGCGUGCCCCGCCGACUUUGCCGCGAGCCACGCGGAUGUUUUCCUGGAUGAUGGAAUCCCUCGUGGGUUUGGAGGUCGCGAGGGCUCGUGACGGAGCCAGGGGCAAGCGCUCGUUCUGGCAGGCGGCCUGCCCCCCAGCAGGCCCCCAGCUGGGCAUGGCGGUCCUUGGGGCGCCGCCCAGCACUUCCGAGAGUUGGCUUGGCAUCGACUACGGUUUCAGCGUCACAGCCGUGGGCCAUUCAGCCCCUGUGCGGCCAUGCGGCCAGCUCUGCGACGAAUCCACCCAGUUCGGCACCAUGCAGCUCGGCUGCUGGCAGUGCAGCAGCAGCCCGACCUGCGCCUCAGUGCGGGACCAGCUCUCACUGCACGGCGCGGCUCCCGCUCCCACCUGUCGGAUUGCCUGCCGCCUGGAGGCCAUCGCCCCCUCGUCCGAGGCGGCGAGGCGCCUGGGGGAGGGAGGUCCGCGACGGACCCCCUGUUACGGCCUGGCGUGGGCCCUCCCCGAGCAGUACGUUUACUGGGUCGCCGAGGGCGACAACUCCGAGCUCAACGGCGCGAUGGUCUCGGAAGGGGAGCAGGGCCUCCUCGGCCCUCAACCUUGCCCCGACCCGAGCUCGGUGAUGGCAGGUUUGCGGGGGCUGCUCCGCUUCCUCAGGCACGCGACCGUCGUCGCGACAAUCAUCAUCCACAGCGACCUCGCAGACGUCUGGGCCAAGGCUGGGGCGGAUCUCAGCGCGCCGCCAGACUGGGCCCUGGCGCAGCUCAAGCAGGAACUCAAGGCCAACAAGUGCAGGCUGGAGUACAUGGGUCUUUUCAGAAAGGCCAAGCGGGACGAGCCUCGCCCUCAGCAGCCGAGCGCCAACGCGCCCUGGGCAGCCAGCCCCAAGACGGCGCCCAGGCAGCCGCACGUCUUGGGAGCUUGGCUGGGGUGCCACAAGUGCGUCAACUACGGCAAGGGGCUGCCUGCUCAGGACCCACUUUGGGCGCCAGUGGCAGCGGCCAGGGCAGCCUCGCGCAGGAUGGAGGCCCUGCCGGAUGGACCUGGGUGCAUGGGUGCACGGCCCCCCGAGCUCACCUCAGAACAGCGCCACGUGAGGUCGGUCAUUGACGACGUGGUGGCGCGGGCCUCUUUCUGGAUCGACAGGUUCGACCUGGGCGACUACACCAAUGAGUGGGGCUACCGCACGUGGUGCUCCGAGUACCUGGAAGUGUUCCUGGGCGCCGAAGCCUGGUCACACGUCCGAGAGCACCUCCUCGGGAGCAACCCUGGGCGCACGCUGCGGCAGAUCGUCGACGACCUGUGUGCCGCCACGUCAUGGACGAGGGCGGAGCCAGCUAGACAGGCACAGUUGGCCAGGAUGAGGUCCGACUCGGUCUUGACCGGCAGACAGAGACGACGGCCCCCACGGCAUCACUUCGACGUGUUGCACCAGAUCAGGGUGCGCUUCAGGAGCUUGCUGGGAGACCGCGCUCCACCCGAAACAGCCCCGUGGCAUCAGUGGGGCUCCGAGCCGCUCUCCUCGGGUUCCGACGAUCAAGGUGGAGAUGUGGCUGGUCAAGCCCAGGAGUGCGCCCGCGGCUACGACGAUGGCGGCGAGCGCGCGGUCCCCAGCGGGCGCAGUGACAGGGUGUACGUCGCAGAGGGCGCGCGGGAGGACAAGCUCGCUUGCUCCCUGGACCUGGGCGGUGCGACGGCUACGGCGGGGGCCCAGUCUGCGGCAGCGGCGGCUGCGGCGCCCCCCCCGCCUGAGCGCGGGGCGCGCGGGCCGGCGCCCUCCGCCCAGCUUGCCUGCCGCGGGCAGCCUGCACCUGUGGAGCCACGGGCGGCCUCAGCGGAGCCGCGGCCACACGCCGUCGAGAUCGUCGGCACGUUCGUGGUGUGCGUCGUGCGUGGGUCGCACUACGGCUCGGCGACCAGGGCCAUCGGCGGCCCUUGCAGGCGGCCUGACCCCGAG